Molecule: messenger RNA, 1118 nt
Organism: Aspergillus piperis CBS 112811
Lineage: Eukaryota; Fungi; Ascomycota; Eurotiomycetes; Eurotiales; Aspergillaceae
Exons: 1
Coding region: 251-979 (242 amino acids)
Source: RefSeq, a predicted model, not a curated record
AUAAGGCUGAGCAGGGACAGCGAUAGGUCACAACGGCAAACAGACCACUCCACUGGAAACGCCGAUCGGUUUGAAACAAAUGGGCAGGGACCCUUUCCGAGUUUUAAGUUAGGAAUGACUGAAAGUCUUAGCCUAGCUUGAGUGGUAAGUAGUUAAUUCUUUAAGAUGCUUGCUUGCACCAUCGUCCCUUGUAUGUCGUGAUACCUACAUUAUCUUUUUAUCUAUACACACACUAUCAUAUCAUAUCAAAAUGCGAAUACUACUAUUAUCUCUACUUCUAUCGUUGUUCACCACCAUCACCCACUCCCUCCCCCACUACGGCGUCACUCUCCCCCCACCUCCCACCGACCCAGCCAAACCACCCACAUCCCCCUACUACCCAUGGAAAUCCCGACUAGCCAGCAGCGCCGACCACGUCGACAAAACCACCCUGUAUAGCAUUGCGCGCGCAGCGCACAACCAAGGGCAAACACACUUCGCCGACUACCUCAAAAACUACCUGGGAAACACGGGGCGGGAUGCGCACGUUUCCGUGGACGAGAUGUUAUCAGCGAUGCCGCAAUUCCGCGCCGAAGUGCACGAAUUAGCGAAAUUCAAAGCCAAGCUUGCCUACGAGGCAGUGAUGAUGACCCGACCGGACGAGGCGCCCGUCGUGCCGUUCACGAGUUUCUGGCACGAGUAUGUGGCCACGCCGGAUCAGAGCUGGGAUUGGUUCUUGUCCGUGGGGAGGUUCGUGUAUAGUGUGACCGGGGUGGUGAAGAUGGAUGAGGAGACGGGCGGAGUGACGGUACAUUAUGCGGUGCAUGUGUUUACUUAUUGUGAUUGGGAUGGGGGGAGAGAUGUGCGCAUUGGCCAGUUCCGGUUCGAUGAGGGCAGACUGGCUGGAUUGCAGGUGACGGGGUUGGCGAGGGAGUUUAAGAUUCGCGGGUCGAGUCAGAGUAGGUUGAUCGAAGGGUAUACUCCUGUGCAGGGAUUCUAAAAUGUGAAUUUUUCACUGUGUGUGUAUACGCUGGUUGUAUAGACGGUUAUAUAUAUAUGUAUGUAUGAUACUAUGAAUGAGAAAAUAUCUUUGUCAAAAGGGGGCGCAUCAAUCAAUCCAGCUGAUCUCGCGACAUUCA